UUCUUAACUCCGGUGUUUGGCCUAUCUCCAGCGCUCUCCUUCUCUCCUUCUCUCUCUGCACCUCACCAGUCCCCUGGGUCUGCUGCCCUUUCUAGGAAUUGAACUUGGUAAUCGAAGCGCGAGGAGGAGUCUUUCUUGUUGUUCAUAUUCUCUUGGAGGAGCUCGAGCUCGGGGGAGCUGAGCUCGAGAGAAGGAGGAGCCAUGGCAGCGGCCACUGCUGUCACCGCGCCCACGGCUGUACAUUUCGCCUCUGCGCGAGGAGCAUCAUCGCCUGCAUCAGCAUCUUCGUCAUCAUCGAAGCGGGCUUCUGCUAGGUUAGUAUCUGCUGCAUCAUCGAGCAAGCGUUGGGAGGGCCUGUCGAGCUCCUCAUCGAUUUUGCAACAGGGUAGCGGCAGCGGUUCGUUCAUUACCCAGGGAUUCGCUACUUUGAGGUCUCGGGGCAAGAAAAAUGUGGAUGGAUUGGUCGUGAAAGCGUCCGCUGCUGGCGCAGCUGUGCCGGCGCCAGCAUCUCCUCCUGCACCCAAGCCUGCCGAGCCAUGGCAGGGUGCUGCAAUGAAACCGCUUCUUGCCUCCAUUGUGACGGGAGUGAUUAUUUGGUUUCUUCCCACUCCAGCCGGCGUGACCAAAAACGCUUGGCAGCUUUUGGCGAUCUUCUUGGCGACCAUCGUGGGUAUUAUUACGCAGCCUUUGCCGCUGGGAGCUGUCGCCCUCAUGGGUCUUGGUGCAGCCGUGCUUACGAAGACACUUACAUUUGCUGCUGCCUUCAGUGCCUUUGGAGAUCCCAUUCCUUGGCUCAUUGCCCUCGCCUUUUUCUUUGCCAAGGGAUUCAUUAAGACUGGAUUGGGCAACCGCGUGGCCUAUCAGUUUGUGGCUUUGUUCGGGAAGACAUCUCUAGGACUUGGAUACAGUCUGGUGUUCAGUGAGGCAUUGUUGGCCCCAGCGAUUCCAUCUGUGUCCGCCCGUGCGGGAGGAAUCUUUCUCCCUCUUGUGAAAGCAUUGUGCAUCGCUUGCGGCAGCAGGGUAGGCGAUGGGACCGAGGGUAAGCUUGGUUCGUGGCUCAUGUUGACCUGCUUCCAAACUUCGGUUGUCUCCUCCGCCAUGUUUCUGACUGCUAUGGCUGCCAAUCCCUUGAGUGUGAAUCUGGCUGCCGGUGCCAUUGGUCAGACGAUUGGAUGGACCGACUGGGCUGUAGCUGCCAUUGUCCCAGGGUUCAUCUCUCUGUUAGUUGUUCCUCUGUUGCUUUACAUCAUCUACCCGCCCGAAAUCAAAAGCAGCCCCGACGCACCCAGGUUGGCACGCGAAAACCUGGCAAAAAUGGGACCUAUGUCGAAGAAUGAGAUGAUCAUGGCAGCCACCCUUUUUGUGACGGUCGGUUUGUGGAUCUUCGGUGGCAUGCUGAAGAUCGAUGCGGUGACUGCUGCAAUUCUGGGGCUUUCAGUCCUGUUGACCACAGGUGUUGUGACGUGGAAGGAGUGUCUAGGAGAAUCUGUCGCCUGGGAUACCCUAACCUGGUUCGCUGCCCUUAUUGCGAUGGCUAGCUAUCUGAACAAAUAUGGACUAAUCGCCUGGUUCAGUCAAACUGUCGUUAAGGUCGUUGGUGGUCUCGGUUUGCAAUGGCAGGCCUCGUUCGGAAUUUUGGUGCUUUUGUACUUCUAUUCCCAUUAUCUCUUCGCAAGCGGUGCCGCACACAUCGGAGCCAUGUUCACUGCCUUCCUCUCUGUCUCAACUGCCCUUGGUACUCCUCCUCUAUUCGGUGCCUUGGUCCUCGCCUUCCUUUCCAACCUCAUGGGUGGACUCACGCACUACGGUAUUGGUUCAGCACCUGUGUUUUACGGAGCAGGCUACGUUCCUCUCGCCAAGUGGUGGGGUUAUGGAUUCUUGAUCAGUGUGGUGAAUAUUGCCAUCUGGCUUGGUAUCGGCGGUGCCUGGUGGAAGUUUUUGGGCUUGUGGUAGAUGCACAUGAUUCGAAGAUUGUUCAACUUCGAUUUAACUCGGUGGAGGGCAAUUUCAAUUACGCGACUUUUCAUGAAUUCAUCCGAAGAUUGACAUCGGGCCUUGCAACUCUGAGAAUCGGUGAGGGGAGCUUUGAUCCUGGAGUGUAGAUAUAAAGGCAUAGGUCAGGUCUCUUAAGGCCUGGUCGAUCGGCUCCUCCUUAGGUGUCUAGAAGUUCUCGGCCUUCACUCUCUUGUAGUUUACUUCGAAAGGAAGAGCAGUUUUGUUUGCCGGAAGUCAGUCCAUCUAAGGUCGGUGGCUAUGUAUUUUUGCGAGCAGCAGAUCUAAUUAUCUGCCUCACGCCAAUUUUCUAAGAAUAACCCUGCUCUCCGG
Marchantia polymorpha subsp. ruderalis is the source of this 2325-nucleotide messenger RNA. The record is from the annotation of a GenBank genome assembly. NCBI's taxonomy places the organism in Eukaryota, Viridiplantae, Streptophyta, Marchantiopsida, Marchantiales, Marchantiaceae.